This is a messenger RNA of Sipha flava (yellow sugarcane aphid), 1694 nucleotides long. RefSeq lists its product as uncharacterized. Bases 1 to 1680 code for a protein of 559 amino acids. The transcript is spliced from 4 exons. NCBI's taxonomy places the organism in Eukaryota, Metazoa, Arthropoda, Insecta, Hemiptera, Aphididae. The record is from RefSeq and is a predicted model, not a curated record. Gene Ontology annotation, molecular function: protein dimerization activity.
AUGCAAAAAGAAAAUAUAAUAGAAUUUUUACUAACCAGUGGUUUUAAUGCUUUAACAUACGAACAAAAAAAUCAAAUUAAACUUAAUCGCCCAACUCCUCAUUUAUUAUUAACAUGUCAAGACGGUAAAUAUAUUAGAACAUUUCAAAAGAAUUGGUAUAAUAAAUUUCCAUGGCUUACUGGUUGUGAUAAACGAAAGAAAGCGUUUUGUUUUACUUGUGUAAUAUUUGGAGGGGAAAAGGAAUGGAGUGUUAAUGGAUUGUCAUCAAUAAAAAAUUUUUUAAGGAAAUCAGAAAAACACGCCAUUUCCCAAAAACAUUUAACUAUUCAAGAAAAAUUUCAUCUAUUGGGUAAAGUCCGAAUUGAACACGUGAUUUCAGAAGGUCGACGACUUGCUGCUGUAAAACAUAACGAACAGGUCGGUAUAAAUAGACGUUUAAUAGCACGUAUGAUACAUGUUGUUUGUUUUUUGGGCAAACAAGAACUUGCUUUUCGUGGCCACCGGGAAAAUAAUGAAUCUUUAAAUAAGGGGAAUUAUCUUGAAUUACUCGAACUACUGGCUCAAGAAGAGCAGUUGCUUAAAGAGCACUUAUUGUCAUCGGCAAUAUUUAAAGGGACAUCUAAGAUGAUACAAAAUAAUUUGAUUGAAUGCGUUACUUCCGUUUUAAAUUCAAAAAUUUUUAAUGAAAUACAAAGAGUUAAUUACGUAUCUAUUCAAGCAGAUGAAACGACUGAUGCAUCGUGCCGAUACCAAAUGAGCAUAAUUUUUCGUCGGUCUACAAAAAGAAACCUCAAAAAUGCUGUUUUAAAUGUAACUGAAGAACCAGUUUGGGACCCUAUAUCCGUUUGUACAGCAUCUGGUCUUUAUGAUAAGCUAAAUGAUGCGAACUUCGUAUAUUUCUUGAUUUUGUUUGGCAAAGUUUUUUUAUACACAGAUCAUGUAUUUAACUUUCUCCAAUUAAAAUCACUUUCGAAUAUAAAAUCUUGCAUUCCUGAAAUUCAAAAUUUAAAAAAAAAUUUGACCGAUUUAAGAAAUGAUACAAAUGUGAAUAACUGUUGUGACGAAGCAAUACUAUUAAACAACAAUUUAGAGUACGAAGACAAAAAACGAAACGAAUUACGUAAAAUUACAUAUGAUAUUCUAGAUUCAUUAAUCGUCCAAAUUAACAUACGAUUUGAAGACUUUCCAAAACUAGAGUUUGUAGAAAUUGUAAAUGAAAAAAUGUUUAUAAGCUACUACACUCAAUUUCCUGAGGCAAAGUUCAUCAAGUUAUUACAGCAGUACCCUAAUACUUUUGAUGCAAAUCGUUUACGCAAUGAAUUGGCUGUAAUUUAUGUGGAUGAUAAAAAACAUUUGCCUCCUCAUGAACUCCUAGAUUUUAUAAUAAAAAGUGAUUUACAUCAAGAUAUUUAUCCUCAGGUGACUAAACUUUGUCAGUUAGUGUUAACUAUUCCAUCUACGACAGCUUCUAGUGAACGGUCUAUGAGUACAUUAAAACGUAUCAAGACUUUUCUUAGAAACACAAUGACCAAUGAUCGGCUUUCAAGUUUAUCAUCCUUGGCGAUUGAAAAAAAUCUACUGGGUGAUAUGGCAUAUGAUCCAACUUUUGUAGACAAUGUUAUUGAUGAGUUUGCAGAUAAAAAAGAUCGAAGAAUUGAAUUAGUUUAUAAACAAAUUUAGUAUUAAAUUAAGUU